Messenger RNA from Cryptococcus wingfieldii CBS 7118, 1047 nucleotides. Its product is annotated as dihydrodipicolinate synthetase. NCBI's taxonomy places the organism in Eukaryota, Fungi, Basidiomycota, Tremellomycetes, Tremellales, Cryptococcaceae. The record is from RefSeq and is a predicted model, not a curated record. Gene Ontology annotation, molecular function: 4-hydroxy-tetrahydrodipicolinate synthase activity. Bases 1 to 1047 code for a protein of 348 amino acids. The transcript has 3 exons.
AUGCCUGUCCCAGCAACAAACGGAACUGCUCACCACAAGCGCGUCUUCCAGCCUGGCGUAUGGGCACCCAUCCCCUCCUUCUUUGACGCAAACGAAGACCUCGACAUCUCCACCUUCCAGAAGCAUGUUGUAGACCUGGCAAAAGUCGGCAUGCAGCCCGUCGUCUGCGGGUCCAUGGGCGAAGCGUUCCAUCUCACAGACGACGAGCGCGUGACCUUGUUCAAGGCUGCUAGGGAAGCCUUGGACGAGGCGGGACUGGUAGACACUGUCGUUAUCGCAGGGACCGGCGCCAACUCGACUCGUGCCACCAUUGCUCUCUCCAAGCAAGCCGCUUCCGCGGGCGCCGACAUUGUCAUAGUAAUCCCACCAGGUUACUUUUCCGGCGCCCUCUCUCCCCUCGCGCUCAAGACAUUCUUUGCCGAAGUCUCUUCCGCCUCACCCAUUCCUGUUCUGCUUUACAACUACCCCUCUGCCGCGGGCGGGAUCGACCUGUCUUCAGACUUGGUCGAGGAGAUUGCGAAAGCGAGCCCGAACGUUUGUGGGAUCAAGUUGACUUGUGGGGCAGUCGGCAAGUUGACGAGGAUAACUGCUGCCACUACCACCUCCAACUUUAAGGACCAAUACCCGAGGAAGGAUGAGCAAGUGAACCCUGGGUUCCUCACUCUUGGCGGGUUUGCAGACUUUCUUGCGCCUGCUGUUCUCGGCGGCAGAGGGCAUGGUGCCAUCAUGGGGCUGGGCAACAUCUAUCCUCGCUCCAUUGCCAAGCUCUUCCAGCUCUCCCUAUCCAUCGCGACUUCUCCUAGCCCCUCUGCUGCCUAUCUGAAGUCUGUCCUCGCGCUGCAAGACCUCGUCUCUGGUGCCGAUGCGUCUUUCGCCAAAGCUGGCAUUGCCGGCACAAAGUGGUAUCUGCAGAAACACAAAGGGUUUCCCAGUGCGAGACUCAGGCAUCCUCUGCUCGAGUUCACCGAAGAGCAAGGGGCAUUGUUGGAAAAGGACGAGGCAGUGGUGCGGUUGAUGCAGGUAGAGAAGAAGCUUGCGUUUGAAUAG